AUGUCCCAGAAUAUUAUUAUACGAUCAUCGAGAGGUCUUUUGACAAACAAGGUCAACGAUAAAAAUAAGAUCUCCAUCCAGGCCUACAGGGACUUUUCAAAGUCAAGCAAUCAAGAACAGGUUUCCAUCCAGGGCCACAGGUACACCAAGACUCGAGGAGCAUAUGCUCAUUGUCUUUUGUAUGCUUCUAGUGUCUUCCGUCCAGGUCAAACAUCAAGGAGCCAAUAUCCAUUCAGGGCUACCAUUAUGGGCAUAUACUCACUAGAUUUAAUAUAUCUCCAGUCUCCAGCUAUCCAGGUCAAGCAUCAAGAUUCCGAUCUCCCCGCCAUGUCUCCAGCUAUCCAGGUCAAGCAUCAAGAUUCCGAUCUCCCCGCCAUGGGUACAGGUAUAACAAAAAUCGAUGAGCAAUCACACUCGGUUUUAUUUAUUUCUAGUGUUGAAUCCACCAAGAUCAUGCUUCACGGAUCCGGAUUCAUGUCUACUCAUCCACGGCAAUUAUCAGGAUCCGAUUUUCAUGAAUUGUUAUAG
Molecule: messenger RNA, 528 nt
Organism: Phycomyces blakesleeanus NRRL 1555(-)
Lineage: Eukaryota; Fungi; Mucoromycota; Mucoromycetes; Mucorales; Phycomycetaceae
Exons: 6
Coding region: 1-528 (175 amino acids)
Source: RefSeq, a predicted model, not a curated record